ACAGUGUGCAGCAGCUGCUAAAAAAGCCAACACAGUUCUGGGCUGCAUAAACAGAGGGAUAGAAUCAAGAGUACGUGAAGUGUUAGUGCCACUUUAUAAUGCCUUGGUAAGGCCACACUUGGAAUACUGCAUUCAGUUUUGAUCACUGUGAUGUAAAAAAGAUGCUGAGACUCUAGAAAGAGUGCAGAGAAGAGCAACAAAGAUGAUUAGGGGACCGGAGGCUAAAACAUAUGAAGAAUGAUUGCAGGAACUUGGUAUGUCUAGUUUAAUAAAAAGAAGGACUAGGGGAGACAUGAUAGCAGUGUUCCAAUAUCUCAGGGGUUGUCACAAAGAAGAGGGAGUCAAACUAUUCUCCAAAGCACCUGAGGGUAGAACAAGAAGCAAUGGGUGGAAACUGAUCAAGGAAAGAAGCAACUUAGAACUAAGGAGAAAUUUCCUGACAGUUAGAAUAAUUAAUAAGUGGAACGACUUGCCUGCAGAAGUUGUGAAUGCUCCAACUCUGGAAAUUUUUAAGAAAAUGUUGGAUAACCAUCUGACUGAGAUGGUGUAGGGUUUCCUGCCUGGGCAGGGGGUUGGACUAGAAGGCCUCCAAGGUCCCUUCCAACUCUGUUGUUAUAUUAUAUUAUAUCUUCCUUCAGAAAAAAAUGAAUUUAUUAGUGGCCUUAUUAGAUACAAAGCAUAUUUCUGAACAAAAUACAGAGAGCUUUUUAUUUUUGUUAAUUGGAUUGAAACAUAUUACUCUAAUCCUUCAACCAAGACUUGCCAAUUAAAAUGUCUCAUGAAACUUAUGAAGGAAAUCCUUAAUCUCCUCUUAUUAUAAGGGUUCCUCCAGGAUAAAAAGCUUGAGAAAGGUUCCUGUAGAUCAGUGUUUUUCAACCUUGGCAAUUUUAAAAUGUGUGGAUUUUUAACUCCCAGAAUUCCUCAACCAGCUUGAUCAAUCAAGUUUUUUAAAUAGGGUAGAAUUUAGAUGAUUGCAAGAGGAAUUUGGAUGUGAAAUGACAGAAUAGUCAACUGAAACUUAUUUUCAUUUUACAAUUAGGUCCAAUUAGGUAUAAGCAGCAUCUAAAAUUCCUAAAUAACUCUCAGAACUGAUAUGUUCCUUUCAUGGGUGUUCCUCAUGGGUGUAAAUCCAAGAGCUGAUUUCCUUGUUCCUUGUUUUAUGUAUAAUUAGAAUGGGAGGGGAGGAUAAAAGUGUAGGCGAGAAGGUUAGCAUAUAAAAGUAUUCUGCAGUGCAUCCUCUCAACUUGUGAAUCACAGUGUUUUGAGCACUUUACGUAGCAUCAUCAAAUCUUCUUCCAAGCAUUGCCACUGACAGUCUCCAAGACAACAAGAUGAAUGUCUUCUGUCCACCGACUCGUCCUACUAUUGCAAUGUCUUGUCUGCUGUGCCCGUCUCUCUUGUGCUGCCUCCUCCUCCUCCUUCCCUUUCCAUUAGCCUCCAGUUCUGCUUCUAAUGAGGACACAGUGGUCAUAACCAGAAGUGGCCCUAUUAAGGGCAAGCAGUUCCUGGCUGGCCUUGGAUCUGUGACAGCCUAUCUAGGCAUUCCUUAUGCUGAGCCUCCCCUGGGGAAGUUGCGUUUCCAGAAACCUCUUCCACAUCAGCCAUGGAGUCAAACAUUGGAAGCCACCAGUUUUGGCAAUUCCUGUCCUCAAUUUAUUUUCCGGGAUGUCCCCGAAGCAGAUAUAUGGUCUCCUAAAACACCACUGUCAGAAGAUUGCCUUUCCCUCAACAUCUGGGUGCCACACCCACAACCUUCUUCACCAGUCCCUGUUUUGGUCUGGAUACACGGAGGGGGAUAUUUAAUGGGCACGUCUUCUGUGGAUGCAUUAAAUGGGGCAUCCUUGGCUGCCACUGAGAACGUCAUUGUGGUCACCAUCAAUUAUCGCUUGGGAUCCAUGGGCUUUCUGUACUUGCCACCAGCUGCUCCAGGGAACCUAGGCUUAUGGGACCAACAGCUGGCCCUGAAGUGGAUAAAAGAGAAUGCAGCUGCCUUUGGGGGAGAUCCUUCUCGGGUGACCAUUUUUGGCCACAGUGCUGGAGGAGCUUGUGUGAAUUUCCAUCUUCUUGCACCAAAAAGCCAGGAUCUUUUUGCCCAAGCAGUGAUCCAGAGCGGAACAGCCAAUGCCUUCUGGGCUUGGAGGUCUCCUGAGGAAGUCAAACAAAAAGCACUGGAAUUUGUUCAUCUGCUAGGCUGCUCCGAGGACAACAAUACCAGCAUAGUGCAUUGUCUGCAAACAAAAAAUGUUUCUGAACUUAUUCGGCAUGAAAUAGCUCUGUUCUUAAAAGGUGGCUUCCUUGUGAAUUUUCCCUUCAGGCCAACCACAGAUGGGGAGUUUUUGCUUGGUGAACCAGAAAAGCUCAUGGAGGAAGGGCAAAUUCAGGUCAAACCUCUCCUCAUAGGUGAAACCUCUGAUGAAGCAGCCUCGUUUGUCCACUUUGUUUUUCCUAACAUCACCCACAAUCUCAUCAAUCAGGAGCAGCUUCUGAAAGGGAUACAGCUGUUGGUGCCAAAUGCAACUGAAGAUUUUAUUCAGACUAUUGCACUCAAAUACAGUGAAGGAAAUCACGGCCCAGCGAAAUACCGCUCCGCUCUGUCCCACUUCUAUACAGAUCAGAUGUUUGCAUGCCCAAUGAGGGAGGCUGCAGGAAAUAUCAGGAAAACUGGGAGUCCUGUAUAUGCCUAUUUAUUCGCACAUCGCCCUUCAUGGUCAGUUUGGCCUGAAUGGAUUGGGGCAUCUCACAGUGCUGAGAUUCCUUUUGUUUUUGGAACCCUUAAAUCAGCACUGCCUUUCAAUCAAACAUACACAGAGGCUGAAUCCAGGCUGAGCCAUAAGAUGAUGCAUUACUGGGCAGAAUUUGCCAGAACUGGGAAUCCCACUGGGUCAGCAGCCAGCAAGGAUGAGUGGCCACUCUAUAAUGCCAUAGAGAAGAAUCUCUUCCUUCUUAAUACGGAGCCAUUCCAGGAAAGGGUGAUAGAACACUGUGAUUUUUUAAAGAGGCUUUUUUCAAAGGCUGAAGAGACACAGGUGUCCCAAUGUGAUUUUCUUUCAUCAGACUAAGAAGAAGACAGAAGGAAUCAAUCAAGACUUCUCUUUAAAGCCUGGGGAAAUGAUAACAAGCUGCACCAGAGAACCUUCCAGAAGGAUCGAUUGUCCUUUCAGGGACUGACUGGGAGACAAAUAAGGAGACAACUAAAACCCACAUCACUUUUGUUGUUAAAAUAAUAAAUUGCUAGUAGUAAUUUGUUAUA
Ahaetulla prasina is the source of this 3250-nucleotide messenger RNA. RefSeq names its product cholinesterase-like. The transcript has 5 exons. Gene Ontology annotation, biological process: choline metabolic process; acetylcholine catabolic process. NCBI's taxonomy places the organism in Eukaryota, Metazoa, Chordata, Lepidosauria, Squamata, Colubridae. Gene Ontology annotation, cellular component: plasma membrane. Bases 1332 to 3059 code for a protein of 575 amino acids. The record is from RefSeq and is a predicted model, not a curated record. Gene Ontology annotation, molecular function: acetylcholinesterase activity.